Truncatella angustata is the source of this 3621-nucleotide messenger RNA. RefSeq names its product replication factor RFC1 C terminal domain-containing protein. NCBI's taxonomy places the organism in Eukaryota, Fungi, Ascomycota, Sordariomycetes, Amphisphaeriales, Sporocadaceae. Gene Ontology annotation, cellular component: nucleus; DNA replication factor C complex. The record is from RefSeq and is a predicted model, not a curated record. Gene Ontology annotation, molecular function: ATP binding; ATP hydrolysis activity; DNA binding. Gene Ontology annotation, biological process: DNA replication; DNA repair. The transcript is spliced from 4 exons. The coding region runs from base 252 to 3449 and encodes 1065 amino acids.
AGCAGUCCAUGGUGCUAGACUAAGGCUCACUUACAACUAAGCACGCGUUGCACUGGGCCAUUUUUAGUGCUGAGCAACGUCGAAAACCACUUUAAACCCCCCCCAAGCGCGUCCGUCGCGUCUUUCAUUAUCGAAGCUCCAUACAGCACACCUGCAGUGCGCCAACACAUUUGCCAAUUCCCGUUUGCCGUUUCCCUCGCCCAUGUUUUCUCGAGCUUCCCUGCCGAAUUGAACUCUGCAUCAUAUUCGAUAUGCCUGAUAUUCGCUCGUUCUUUGGGCCCAAGGGAGGUGCCGCCCCGGCAGCCCCGAAGCCACCUGCGAGCAAGACCGGCGACGACGACGUUCCCAAGCGUCGAGGCAAGGCCCGCAAGGUAGUUGAAGAUGACAGCGACGACGAGGUGCUAGAACAACCCAAGAAGCCGAGGCCAGUGACUCGAUCUACGCCAAAGAAGAAGGCAGCGGAGAAGGAAGCGCAGGGAACGGAAACUACAGCUAGCGAAUACUUUGCCAAUUCGAAACCGAAGCCUGCCGCCAAUUCCGAUAGCAAGACAAAGCCCGCGCUCAAGUCAGAGGCACUACCAACCCCCAAGGCCACCAAUAAGGCAGACACCAAAAAGGCAGACACCAAGAAGGCAGAUGCCCCCGUCAAGAAGGAGCCUGCUUCCACAAAGAAUGGCACGGCAGCGGCCAAGAAGCGUACAUCUACCACAUUCAACAAAUACGACUUGGACGACGACCAAGAUGCCUUUAUGGACGAUGAUGCAGAAGAAGCCGACGAUAUCUUCGCUGCAAAUGCUAGAGGGAGGAGUAAGAGAAAGAACGACGACUAUGCCGAAGAAGAGAGCGAAGAGGAGUUCCUUCCCAAACCCAAGCGUAUUGCUUCACGAGCCAAACCCGCAGUCGACGAGGACGAUGAGGACGACGAACCAGUUGUUACGACGUCUACGAAAGCGAGGUCAUCCGCCGCCAGCAAGAAGCGGAAAACCCCGGAAGCUGAAUCUGAAGACGGAGAGCCAGUCUCCAAAAAGAAGCCAGCCGCCAAGAAGCCGAGGGCGCCGCCCAAGUCCAAGAAGGCAGACCAACCAGAAGAUGCAACCAUCCAGGCUAUUUUCGACGAUAUCCCCACGGUACGACCACCUUCGCCGCCUCCAAAGGACCCCAAUGCACCCAAGUUCGACUGGAAGAAGGCUCAAGCUGGUCCAGGAAAUGGCGGCCCGGCACCAAAUCCAGUCGCAGAACUCCCAGAAGGUGAAGAGGAUUGCCUCUCCGGACUGACCUUUGUGUUCACUGGUCAGUUGCAGCAGAUUUCUCGCGAAGAUGCUCAAGCCUUGGUGAAGCGAUAUGGUGGCAAGACUACCACUGCACCGAGUAGCAAGACAAGUUAUGUCGUCUUAGGCACGGACGCUGGUCCGAGCAAGCUGGCCAAGAUCAAACAGUUUGGUAUCAAGACUAUCGACGAGAAUGGUCUUUUCGAGCUUAUUCGUCGACUUCCCGCUGGAGGUGGUAGUGGCAAGGGUGCCGAAAAGUUGCGUGAGAAGCGCAAAGCUGAAGAGGACAAGAUCAAGCAGCAAGCACUCGAGAUGGAGAAAGAGGAAAAGCAGCGACAAAUCGAAGCUGAAAAGGCACGCAAAGCUGCUGCUGCUCGUGGCGCCACGGGCCCUGCACCGGCCACUACUGCACCUACGGCACUGUUGUGGACAGUCAAGUACGCACCCACUCAAGCGAGCCACAUCUGUGGCAACAAGGCAGCAGUGGAGAGGAUACAGAGUUGGCUGAGGAACUGGUCAAAGUCUCGCAGAUACGACUUUCAAAAAAGAGGUGCCGACGGCAUGGGCGGAUAUCGUGCCAUCAUUCUAUCCGGACCUCCUGGUGUUGGCAAAACGACCGCGGCACAUCUCGCAGCGAAGCUUGAAGGCUACGACAUUAUAGAGCAGAAUGCCAGUGAUGCUCGUAGCAAGAAGAUGGUCGAGAACGGCCUCGGCGAGGUGAUGAACAACACAUCUUUGAACGGCUAUUUCGCUGGCGACGGCAAGAAGGUCGAUCUGGGCAAGAAACAAAUUGUUCUGAUCAUGGAUGAAGUCGAUGGAAUGUCCGGCGGUGAUCGUGGUGGUGUGGGUGCCCUCUCCAAAUUCGCCAAGAAGACCGAGGUGCCCCUUAUCCUGAUCUGCAAUGAGCGCAAAUUGCCCAAGAUGAAGCCAUUCGAUUUCGUUGCUUUCGAUGUCAAGUUCCAACGGCCAACCGUGGAUCAGAUUCGAUCCCGGAUGAUGACGGUCUGCCACAGAGAAGGCCUAAAGCUAUCGCCUCAAGUCCUUGACGCAUUGAUUGAGGGGAGCAACAGGGACAUCAGACAGAUCAUCAACAUGCUUUCAACAGUUAAGCUGGAUCAAACGUCAAUGGACUUUGAUCAGAGCAAGAAUAUGUCCAAGGCCUGGGAGAAAUCCAUAGUACUCAAGCCCUGGGAUAUCUGUCAAAAGAUGCUCGGCGGCGGCCUGUUCUCUCCUGCUAGCAAGGCGACUCUGAACGACAAGAUUGAGCUCUAUUUCAACGAUCACGAGUUCAGCUACCUGAUGAUUCAGGAGAACUACCUUCGAACGAAGCCCGCCGCACUCAGCGCUCAACAGUACAGUAAGCGAGAACAAAACCUGAAGUGCUUGGAAUUGUUUGACCAGGCUGCGGAAAGCAUUAGCGACGGUGACCUCGUUGACCGCAUGAUCCAUGGCCCUCAGCAACAAUGGAGCUUGAUGCCCACCCAUGCUAUUUUCAGCACAGUUCGUCCAUCAAGCUACGUUGCGGGUCAGCUCAUGGGCUCAAACUUUACAUCAUGGCUCGGCAAUAACAGCAAAUAUGGCAAGCUCGGGCGAUACGUUCGCGAAAUCCAUUCGCAUAUGCGAUUGCGAUCGUCAGGAGAUGCCACCGAAAUCCGUCAACAAUACCUGCCAACCCUCUGGUCACGCACAGUCAAACGCCUCGCCCAGGAAGGCAAGGAUUCCGUGGACGAGGUCAUUGAUCUUAUGGACAGCUACUUUCUCACUCGUGAGGACUUCGACUCGAUCAAGGAGCUAGGAGUUGGUUACAUGGAUGAGGAACUUGUCUCUAUCGAGACUCAGGCCAAAGCCACCUUCACCAGACUCUAUAACCAAAAGGCUCAUCCAAUUCCGUUCAUGAAAGCUAGUAACGUCGGUGCAGCUCCAAAGAAAGCAGCAGAAAAGCCUGAUUUGGAGGAAGCUAUCGAGGAAGAGGACGAGGGCGAGGCGCUCGAGGCCGCCGAGGUUGUCGAAGAUGAUGAAGAUGAUAUCAAGACCGACAAGCUCAUUAAGCAGCCCAAGCCGAAGGCGAAGAGAGCGACCAAGAAGUCAAAGGCGGCAGAUGUUGAUGAGGAGGAUGAGGAAGAGAAGCCCAAGGCCAAAGGUCGCGCCAAAGCAGGUGCCAAGGGCAAGGCUAAGAAGUAAUGACUUGUGUAUACGUUUGCUGUACUGGUUGUUGUGUCGUCGAUGCUAGAGCAUGGCAUUGAAAGACGGAGGUCUAAUGCAGAACGAAUUUGUAUUCGUCCCCAUCGUAUCACUUGAAGCUUGAUGACACGCAAUCGAAGUCCGUAAUAAUGAAUGACAAUUAUUUGAUGCA